GGAGGCUCGGGCCCGCCGCCGCCGCCGCCUUCCGCUGGGAUCUGUUCCCAGGCCCAGGGACGCCGCCCCCACCCGGUUGCCUAGGCGACGAGGGGCCGCUUCUCCCGGCCGAGAUUGCGGCGAUGUCGCAGGGGACUACUCCCUGGGGGUCGACCCCGGCAGGGUCGACCCCAGCGGGAACCACACCCGAAUCGGAGAGAGACACUGAAUUCCAGGAGCAUGAACAGAUUCUGUCUCCGGAUUUUCUGUCAGUUGCCCAAAUCAAUGAUUUGUUAACCGAGGACAUCGAUGGAGUUCAAGAAAAACUCAGAAUCUUUUUGAAUUUCAAAAACCUUGAAACUUGUUUAAAGGAUGCCAUUCUACUAGAUUAUUAUGUAUCUGGAUUUUUGUGGGCUAGAAGAAUGGAUUUUUCUGUUAUUCAGUAUUCAAAAUUUAUGACUUUGUUAGCCAUGUUACUUCAGAAUCUUAAAACACUACAUAUGUCCUUAGAGGACAGCAUAAAAUGGCUUGGAGAAGUUAUGGCUGAAAUAGGACCAAAUCGUUCACAAAAAAAUGACGAAUGGGGUAUCUUUGAUGUAAAACAAGCCAAUGCUAUCAUUGAUUACAUAAAAAUCAGCUUAUUUCAACACUACAAGCUCUAUGAGUUUAUGUUCUACUCUGCCAGGGAAGAAAUUGUGAUAGGAACUGAGAGAUGGGGUCUCAUUCUGUUGUUCAGGCUGGAAAGCAGUGGUGUGAUCAUAGCUCACUGCAGCUUUGAACUCCUGGGCUCAAGUAAUCCUUCCACCCAGCCUCCCAUGUAGCUGGGACUAUGGACACACAACAUCAUACCCUGCUAAUUCUUUAUUUUAUUUUAUUUUUUUAUUGAGAUGGGGGGGUCUCACUUUUUACCCAAGCUGAUCCUGAAGUCCUGGCUUCAAGUGAUUCUUUGGCUUCAGCCUAAGUUUAUUUGAUAAAAUAGGAAAAGGCAAACAAGGCAGCAAAAACAUGAGCAAAGAAUACCAAUAAAAAGCUACCCAACCUUAAUAGUUAUCAAGGACCUGCAAAGAAAAUAUAUUUCUUAAAUAUAAGAUUGGCUAAUAGUAAAAGAUAGAUUAAUGCCUUGUUAAUGAGGAUGCAAGAAAACUUAGCUGUAUUUCGUUGGUGUGAGGUUAAAUUUGUAAAGCCACUGUGGAGAGCAGAUUGGCAAAAUCUAUAAAGUGUUUGUGAAUGUGAAUAUCUUUCUUCCCAAAAUUCAAAGUAUCUUCUCUGUAGACAUAUGUACUCAUAUUACAUAAAGCUAUUUGUACCUGAAUAUUCAUCAAAGCAUGGUUUAUUAUAGCUAAAAAUUGCAGAAGGUAAAUCAGAAGGGAAAUACUUUAUUUAAAUGAAGUGCUCAAUAAAUACUUCAUGUGUACAUUCAUUUAAAUAAAAUGAAGUAUAGUUACACUAUAAAAAACUAUCAAGUCUUUAGAAUGAAUGUAGUAGAUUCCUAUGUAUGGUUAUGUUAAUAUCUCUAAAAUAUAUUCUUAAUUUAAAAAGUGUAGGAGUAGAACAAUAUGAAUAGUGUUCCCAUUUAUUUUUAAAAGCAAAUAAACCUGAAAAUAUAUGGAUGUGUAUAUGCAUGUAAGUGAUUGUAUAAAAACCAAAAGAAUUUAUAUUAACCAUUAAUGUGGCUUACCUUUUGGUAGUUGGGUAGAAAUAGGAAUGGAAUAGGAUGUGGAACGGAACAUUUCAUUUUGUAUAUCUCAGAUGUAAUGUGUUUUACAAUGUGAAUGUCUUCAAAUAUUAUUUGUACAAUAAUAAAAUUGUUCCCUAGUUUAUUCCCGAGAAAUAUAAUACUAAGGCACAUUUUGUAAAUUAAGUUCAGGCAUAUAAACAAGCUUAUAUACUAACAUAUUGAUAGACAGAGCAACUUCAUCUGGGUUUUUACAAGAUGAAAGACUGCACAGGAAAAAAUAGGUGAAUUCUCAAUCCAUAAAAUUAAGUACUUUGAAAGUGUGUUGCUACCAUAUUUAAAUUUUCAAUGUAAACGAGGUUUAGCUAAAAAGUCAUUUACAGAGUAAAAAUCUGGUGUUGUGCUAUAACAUCGCAAAUUUUCCCAAAUU
Messenger RNA from Callithrix jacchus (white-tufted-ear marmoset), 2084 nucleotides. It is a transcript of the gene CABCOCO1, whose product is annotated as ciliary associated calcium binding coiled-coil 1. The record is from RefSeq and is a predicted model, not a curated record. Lineage: Eukaryota; Metazoa; Chordata; Mammalia; Primates; Cebidae.